GGCGCUCUUCUGCAGAGCUAACCGUUGAGCAUGUUCAGGCGUCACAAAAUCCCUCCAGAAAUCACUGACCAUAUAAUAGACCAUCUCCAUGAAGAUGUUCACAGCCUUACCACCUGCAGCUUGGUCUGCAAAGAAUGGCUUCCUGCAUCUCGUCAUCAUCUAUUCUCCUCCAUCUCACUUCAUCCAUGGAAAAAAGACAGUUUUUUGCGACUUGUAGAGUCACCGAUUGCCACGUUUGCGCCGUAUGUACGCCGAGUCUACAUGCGCGAAGGACGAGGGGCGUAUACCUGGGAGAAAAGGUGGUUGAACGAAGCUUUACCCCGCAUGAAGGCUCUUACACGGGUGGAGACUCUCGAGGUUGAACGUGUCACCUGGGAGUUUCUCGGUACAGAAGCUAGACAGAGCUUUCUGACAAUAUUCAAAGGGAUCAAGAAGUUGAAGUUGCAGCACUUUGAAUUUCGGUCCUUCUGCGACCUCAUGCAAUUCAUCGAUGCGUUCCCUGCGUUGGAGGACCUCCAAUUCGACAUCGUGAAGUGGGAAAAAGAGUCUAUAGAGCUUGAUUCGCCAACCCAAUACCAUCGACCACCUAAUUUACGCGUUUUGUCCCUGUCAUGCACUCGGAAAGCCUCCAUCCUGAACUGGAUUCAGUCUGGAGAACGCGAACCUGCUGUGCAUACCUUACACUUAUGGGAGCUAUCGGAGAAAGAUGUAUCCGCUAUACCCACAUUUCUCUCUUCAGUCGGAUCAUCUCUCCAGGAAUUACACAUACGAUUUGACGACGAUUUCUACUUUGCAGACGCACUGGAUUUGGUUCAACAAAUGAAAAUUUCGGAUGUCACAGAGCUUCGUGCAUUCCACGUGCAUAACUUGUUUCUCGACCAAACUACACCUGACAUGGACUGGGUACUGGAACUCUAUCGCCAUAUUCAAUCUCCUCAUAUACAGGAGGUAACCAUAGGGCUGGUUUAUGCGGUGUCGGGGCUUGUGUCAGGCCCCGUGGAGAAGAUCGACUGGGAUAGUCUCGCCGACAUACUUUCACAACCUCAAUUUGCGGGCUUGCAAAGUGUGAAAGUGAUACUGAAUGUCAAAGAUGAUCUUGGAAUGGAGCUGAUCAGGCAGCAUUUUGCUAAAGUUCGCGACAGAGGGAUUCUAUCAAUUGGCACGGCAUCUGAUUGUGCUUGAUGUUUAUUUAAUGUAUUUAAUGUAUAUAUGAUGAGUACCAGUGUAAUCAAAGUCAUGGGGGUAUGCUGUAGAACUAGCAGAUUUCGUUAAUAAAAUCCAGUCGUACAGUGA
Serpula lacrymans var. lacrymans S7.9 is the source of this 1293-nucleotide messenger RNA. RefSeq lists its product as uncharacterized. The transcript has 2 exons. The record is from RefSeq and is a predicted model, not a curated record. NCBI's taxonomy places the organism in Eukaryota, Fungi, Basidiomycota, Agaricomycetes, Boletales, Serpulaceae. Gene Ontology annotation, molecular function: protein binding. Bases 31 to 1182 code for a protein of 383 amino acids.